Oryzias latipes (Japanese medaka) is the source of this 926-nucleotide messenger RNA. Its product is annotated as cytochrome c iso-1/iso-2. NCBI's taxonomy places the organism in Eukaryota, Metazoa, Chordata, Actinopteri, Beloniformes, Adrianichthyidae. The record is from RefSeq and is a predicted model, not a curated record. Gene Ontology annotation, molecular function: electron transfer activity; heme binding.
GCCCGGUGGACUGCUACGUUGUGCGUGAUGAUGUCAAAGGCAGUUGCCGGUAAGUAGAGUGACCUUCGUAGGACCGUCAGAAGCGCCGUCGGCUCAGAGGGACGCUCGGUUUUCUUCAGGGCUCGGAAGCUGCAGCUGAUCAUGGGUGACGUGGACAAGGGAAAGAAGGUGUUUGUCCAGAAAUGUGCACAGUGCCACACCGUAGAGGAGGGGGGCAAGCACAAGGUGGGCCCCAACCUAUGGGGUCUGUUUGGGCGCAAAACCGGGCAGGCGCCUGGUUACUCCUACACAGACGCCAACAAGAGCAAAGGCAUCACCUGGAACGAGGACACCCUGAUGGUGUACCUGGAGAACCCCAAGAAGUACAUUCCUGGAACUAAGAUGAUCUUUGCAGGCAUCAAGAAGAAGGGCGAGCGCCAGGACCUCAUCUCCUACCUGAAGUCAGCCACUUCAUGAAGAAGCCCCAGAAUCUGAAUAUUUCAUGUUAUUUGCUUGUUUUGGCCCAUAAUGAUCAUGACGGUUCAUGACUCACUUUUAAACCCUUCUCCAACACAUGCUCCUCAUGAAACGCCGCUGCCUCUCGCACCACAACGGUUUUCAGACACAUUCACUGGAAGUUUUCAGGCGCUGGGGGGGGCUCCAGGGUUCUGUCUCUGCUGCAGCUCCUCAGCCAGAACUCUUUGGUUCUUUGACUGCUGCCUUGAUGAAGGCUCCUGGGUGGAGUCAGGGUGAAAUCAGCUGGUGGAACAAUAAUCUGGCUGCCGGGGGGGGGGCUCCAUCUGGACCGGGGGGUUUUAUGAACCUGGUUUCACAGCCGGGCAGUAUUGGUUUUAUUUAUUAACUAUACUCUGUGUUUCUGUGUUGAAGCUGCGUUUUCUGUGGACAGGAAGUGUCAGAUCAAAUUAAACUUCAGAUGUGAAAGAAUG